Molecule: messenger RNA, 1060 nt
Organism: Styela clava
Lineage: Eukaryota; Metazoa; Chordata; Ascidiacea; Stolidobranchia; Styelidae
Source: RefSeq, a predicted model, not a curated record
AGCGCUUUACACCCUACACACAGCCAAAGUGACUAUAAAUUUAUACGUACGGUAGUCGCCUUGCACAAAGCGGGCUUGCUUGAAGUUCUAUUUUGUUAGAUAUGGAUGCCGCAAAGUUAUGCAAAUGAUAUACCGAUGCGGCGCUAUUCGUCUUGUUACAGUGUGAAAAGUGAAGAUUCAUAAUUCGACGACGCACGUCGGAACAUGCCGAGGCGAUGAAGAAUGCGACUACAUGUCUGAUGUUUUUGUUUCUGGAAGAUUCUCGAUCUAGCCUUCUUUGGGGGAACCAUGCACGAAAACAUGAACAAGAGAAAAAAAAGAAAGAUAGGGACAUAAAGAAUAAAAGAAAACCAUUAAAAAUGGUCGAAGCAGAGACACGAGACAAAGGCUUAGAUACAAAACUAGGGAAUGAAAACAAGGGUUUCGCUAUGUUACAGAAGAUGGGAUACAAACCCGGUGAAGGUCUUGGAAAAAAUGAAACUGGUAGAGUGGAGCCAGUUCCAAUAGCAGUCAAAGUGAAUAAAACUGGAUUGGGCAAAGAUUCCCACGAAAAGCGAAAACGCGAAGCCCAAGAAAAGUUUAGAACUAUCCUUAUGCAUAAAAGAAGAAAAUAUAAUGAAAGUUUGCAGGUUGAUUUCAGAGCAAGAAUGAGUGGAAAAUUUGCUGAGCAGCAAUUUGAAAAAGAUUUGAGAAAAGGCCAAAAGGUUUGUCAUCAGCUCGAUAGUGAGCAAGGAAUCGACAGUCCUGAUUUUGACUUUUUCUGGCCAGUGCAAGCUUUGUCACAGGAGGAGGAAGAAGAAGAGUGUGAAGAAACAGAGGAGGGAGAAGAAUAUACUGUUGAAGAGAAGCUUUUCAUCUUGACUAGGCAUUUGAGAGAAAAUUUCUUCUACUGUUUAUGGUGUUCAGUAAGAUAUGAUGAUGACAAAGACUUGAGCAACAAUUGCCCAGGGGAGACAGCCAAAGACCAUGAUGACUAAUAUUACCACAGUUUGCAAGUGUAAAACAGGAUGAAUGGCCGGCUUCACUGUGUCAUAUCACAGAUGAUGAAAUCCUUCUAUGG